CUCGAUUCAAAUUAAACGGAAAAAGUCGUUAUCCUUGUGGCGACUGGCUGGGGUUAGCAGGGGAUGGAGAUUAUGAUUCAUUUCGAUUAUCGAUGUGCCCGCCAAAGAGCAACCAGCGCUCGCGCCAUGAAUGCCCGGUCGAAGGACGAGAUCCGAGAUAUUAUUCGCAAAGAUCUGCUGUUUAUUCACAAUCAUCGUGUUGAACUGUCGAGUCGUCUUGCCGAGACUCUUGCAGACAAUGUAUCCUAUGUGCAUGAGCUGUUCGCGCAUUUGUCACAACCAUCAUCCGGUCCGCUUGUGGCAAAAACGCCGAAGAUGCUGCGAAAGAAGACGGUCCAGCGUAUCGAAACCAUACUCGAGGAUGAAGUGUUUCAACAAGCAAACAUCUCGCCAACUAGUUCCCUUUAUUCUAUCAAUGAAGAGGAGCAAAAGGAAAAUGAAAUUGGAGGUAGAACCAAGAGAGGAGCAUCCAAAAAAGCAGAGGAUAAUAUCAAGAAACAAAGCUUCAUUCUGAAUAAUUCUGAAAAGAAAAUAAAGGGAGAAAGCCACAUUAAAAGGAAGAAAUACAACAUAAGCAGUUCUGAUGAAGAAAACGAGAGUGUUUCUAAGUACAGCAAAGUCGAAGAAAAUAUAACUGAGAUAAAUGGAACCACAAAAAGAGUGACAAGGAAGAACUCUAAACAGAUCAUUCAGCCUCCAAUUGAAAAAUCAAAAAUGACUGAUAGAGUGAGAAGCUCUAAGAAUUCUCAGAAUAGGGAAAUGAAUAAAGUCAAUGAUGCCAUUGUUGUACCUAGUAUAGAUGAUAUCGAAGAACCAUCUAUGUACGAAGAUGCGGUUGGAAGGCCUGUUCCAAUUAUGAAUUCAACUCUAAAGUAUAGUCUGUGUAUGUCCGAAAAGAGAUUGAAUGCUACUGUGAUUUUAGAGCGUUUACCAAAAUUAAAUGAAACAGUAGUGAUUCAAAAGGCAAUGAACAUAAAAAAUAGUAGUAGUUUGAAAGAAACAAAAAAUACUAAGAACGCACUGCCAAACAAUACACAACCAUGCAAAACACCUGCACAAUACGAUGAUUAUAAUGUAUUAAUUACAGACGAUGAAUCAUCGCCUGAAGUGAAAAAACCAAGGAAGCAACUUAAUAGGAAGCAGACUAAUAAAAAAGGGACAAAAGGUAUGUUAGCGAUAUCUAGCGAGGAUGAAAUCCCUAAUACACCAGUGAAAACCGUCAAAAACACAAAUGUGUCCACGGUCACACAAGAAAGUAAAACAUAUAAAUCGAAUGCCUUAUUUAGUCCUUAUGCAAAAGAAUCUGUGAAGAAACGAGUUGAAGCAUUUGAACAAGCGGUUAUGCAUAGCCCAAAGUCUGUUGACAUAGAUGCUCCAACCAGAAUAACUAGAACAAAAACUCGUGCAAUGGCCACUGCGGAAAUGCAAGCAGAAACGAAAACAACGGAGAGAAAUGUUGCGCAAAUAUUAGCUCGUAAGUCGCUCGCUAAAGCUAAGAAGAUCUCAUUAGCGAAACAGAAAAACAAUGAUGAAUUUAAAGAGAACAAAGAACAACUGCCAGAACGAAUUAAUAAAUUACUGACCCAAACUGAUAAACCAAAUGUAAAAAUGCAACAAUUAAAAACGACACCUUUAAACAAGACAAAAUUGAUGCAGCCUACACUGUCUCUUAAUCGUCUUCCUAUCUCUUCAAACACGCCAAAUCUUUCGAACUAUCCAAAAGUUUUAACCGCCUCGCGCGCCAAUAUCGUUAUUGGCAUGGAGUCUUUCAUUCAACCAUCGAAAACUAUUACAACUUCCAAUUCGGUAGAAAAGUUAGAGGAAAAGAGACGCCACGAGGAGGAUGCGAGAAAAAAGAAAGACGAAGCUUUGAGAUUACAGACGGAGGAGAAGAAAAGGAAGCGGCAAGAGAAGGAACUCAAGAACAAAUUAGCAAGAGAAGCUAAGGAGAAGCAAGAAUUAGAGAAACGGCAGAAAGCCGAGAAAGAAAGGGAAGAGAAGGCAAAAUUAGCUCAUUUGAUUCAAGAAAAGCAUCGCGAGGAAGCGGAGAAGAAGCGUCUUGCCCAAUUGCAACGAAUGCAGGAGAAGGAAGAACGUCGCAAAUUGGAAGAGCAACAGAGAUUGCAGAGGUUACAAGAACAAGAGGAAACGGAACGUUUGUUGGCCGAGCAAAGACGUCGAGAGCAAGAAGCUGAAAGACGUAGAGAAGCGGAAGCAAGGGCCCAACAAGCUGCUGCCGAAGCUUUGAAACAGAAAAAUCAGUUACUUGCGGCCCAAGCUAAACAUAAACAACAGACUAAUAAUAAGUACCAAGGUACUGUGAAUUACGUGUUAGAUAGUGAACCUGAUGAUGAUGAAUCAGAUGAUGAAAGCAAACCGAAGCAUGAGAUACCGUAUUGGGCGCAGGCGCACAUCCGCAAAGCACAACUCGCGAUGCAACAAUACAUUGAUCAAGAUAUAAUUUUUAAAUUCUUCGGUACUCGUAAGUGCACGCCAGAUUUGACUGAAUUAUUCCAUGGUAUAGAUAGAAAUCGAUUGAAGCGUACAUCCAGUGCAAUCUGGAAAACGCCACCGCGUAUUUCCAUGAUGAAACCCGAGUUUGUCGAAUGAAAAUUGCCUUUAAAAAAUUAAUAUCACACAAAAAUACUUAAGUGUGGAUAUAAUCAGAGGCAUUAAGUAUGAUAUUGUAUGCAUGUGAAAUGUAAUAAUGUUUAAGGCAAAUUGUUUUAAUUCAACAAACACGAAGUUGCGUUGUUCAUUGUUAUAUCCCAAUAUUCAUAGAAUGAUGAUG
Mycetomoellerius zeteki is the source of this 2791-nucleotide messenger RNA. RefSeq names its product Inner centromere protein (gene Incenp). Lineage: Eukaryota; Metazoa; Arthropoda; Insecta; Hymenoptera; Formicidae. Gene Ontology annotation, biological process: meiotic spindle midzone assembly; metaphase chromosome alignment; mitotic cytokinesis. The record is from RefSeq and is a predicted model, not a curated record. Gene Ontology annotation, cellular component: meiotic spindle midzone; kinetochore; nucleus.